AGUAGCGUGAGACUCCAAGUGUGGUGGAGGAACAGUAGAAAAAAAAAAAAAAGGAGAAGAGAGCCACAACGCGUGGCCAUUUCAAUAGAAUGCCACCCCACCUUCAACCCUUCCACCGCUCCUUCGCCGCCGCUUAAAUUUUUCUCAAAACCGCCAAUACCCGCGGACCCCAAUUUACAGGAAAGGGUGUUUAGCGUGAAGAAAGAGAAUGGUUUCGCUGUCGAUUCCUUCGCCUGCUAAAUCCUCGUCGUUUUUGUCGUCCUCUUCGUCUUCUCUCUUCGCUCGUUGCUCUCUUAGCCACAAGGGAUUCGCUUUCAAUGAGCCUCGUUCUCGUAUCUGUGCUGCUAACAGCUUUAAAUGCGAACUGCCUCAACCUUUGAAUUAUGGGAAUGGGAAGCCAACCAUUCCAAUCCUUAAUGAAAGGACACUGCCCAAGUUCUUGGAAUCUGCUCGAAUGGAAACGGCUGUAAACAGAAAUGGCGCCAAGCUCAAACUGUUUUCUGGCACGGCCAAUCCUGCACUUUCUCAGGAAAUUGCUUGGUACAUGGGCCUGGAGCUGGGAAAGAUCAAUAUAAAACGAUUUGCAGAUGGGGAAAUUUAUGUUCAGCUGCAAGAGAGUGUUAGGGGAUGUGAUGUAUAUUUAGUGCAACCAACAUGCCCUCCUGCAAAUGAGAAUCUCAUGGAGCUUCUCAUAAUGGUGGAUGCUUGUCGGAGAGCAUCGGCCAAAACUAUCACUGCAGUGAUUCCGUAUUUUGGAUAUGCAAGAGCUGAUAGAAAGACGCAAGGGCGGGAAUCCAUUGCAGCCAAACUUGUUGCAAAUCUUAUCACAGAAGCUGGUGCAAACCGUGUUCUUGCUUGUGACCUUCAUUCUGGACAGUCCAUGGGUUACUUUGAUAUUCCAGUGGACCAUGUAUACUGCCAGCCUGUGAUUCUUGAUUACCUUGCCAGCAAGAGAAUCUGUUCUGAUGACUUGGUAGUGGUUUCACCUGAUGUUGGUGGAGUUGCAAGAGCACGAGCUUUUGCAAAGAAGCUCUCAGAUGCACCUUUAGCCAUUGUGGAUAAAAGGCGUCAUGGACACAAUGUUGCAGAGGUAAUGAACCUUAUUGGUGACGUAAAAGGAAAAGUUGCAGUUAUGGUGGAUGAUAUGAUUGACACUGCUGGAACGAUUGCAAAGGGGGCAGCACUUUUACACCAAGAGGGGGCAAGGGAAGUUUAUGCGUGCUGCACUCAUGCAGUUUUCAGCCCUCCUGCAAUAGAGAGGUUAUCAGGUGGCCUUUUUCAAGAAGUAAUCAUUACAAAUACACUUCCAGUGGCAGAGAAGAACUACUUCCCUCAGUUGACAGUUCUUUCUGUGGCAAACCUGUUGGGUGAAACCAUUUGGCGUGUUCAUGAUGAUUGUUCCGUGAGUAGUAUUUUCCAGUGAAAUCAGAUAGGAACUCUCAAAGGUGUCAUCUCCUUCAAAUUCAUGCCUUUUGCAACCUAAUGCCUCGGCUCCAGUGGUAAAAGUGGGUGUCGUCAGAUAGGAAUAGGUCUUAGAUUCCAAUCUUCCUUGAGUCCAAGGGGGAUGGAGAAUCAACACAUGGGUCUCAGAUCUCGUUGCUGCUUGCUCUUUGCAUUAUUUAGUUAAACCUUACUUUCAUAUGUCUGGCCAAAUUGCCUGUCUUUGUUAGUAUUCUUUAUCAAAUGGAUAUCUUUUGUCCUUGCUUCCAGCCUAAGUUAUCUUAAUACUUCUUCCAAUUACCUCACAACAUCAUCAUAACUUGAAUCCCUGUCUCAAAACCAAACUCAACAAUACUGCAAACUGGCUGGUUCAAAACUUACAAUACAGCUGUCUGGUACUUUUCUGCAGGAUUUGUUUCUCUUUGGGGCAGAUUUAUCUGACAACUUCAAGAUUAUAUCCAAAGUUUUCUUUUCCAGCCUACAUGUCUGAAUCCUUGUCAGACCAGUUUGAACAGCACCAGAAUCAUGUAAAUUCAUUCUUGUUGAUUGGAUGGCUGUCUAUUUUCCCUUUUGUUUUUUGUUUAGACUGUACAUGUAUUUCCUCCAACUUAAAUCCAGAACAGAGUUUCUCUU
This is a messenger RNA of Theobroma umbraticum, 2073 nucleotides long. RefSeq names its product phosphoribosyl pyrophosphate (PRPP) synthase 2 (gene PRS2). Gene Ontology annotation, biological process: 5-phosphoribose 1-diphosphate biosynthetic process; purine nucleotide biosynthetic process; ribonucleoside monophosphate biosynthetic process. The record is from RefSeq and is a predicted model, not a curated record. Lineage: Eukaryota; Viridiplantae; Streptophyta; Magnoliopsida; Malvales; Malvaceae. Gene Ontology annotation, cellular component: cytoplasm; ribose phosphate diphosphokinase complex. Gene Ontology annotation, molecular function: ribose phosphate diphosphokinase activity; magnesium ion binding.